CGUUCUCGUCUUGACAGGGACGCACACUGUACAGUGGGGGAGAAUGCCGCGUGGUUUCUUGGUGAAGAGGAGCAAGCGGGGCUCUCCUGCGUCCUACAGAGCGCGCCAAGGGCCCCUCGAGUUUCCCAAAGAGACGCACCUACCGGCGCUCAUCCCAGAUGGACCACCGAGCGUCCUGGUUACGCAUUCGACUGCGCCUCAGACGGAGGAGGACUUCCAUGAAACAUGGACCCGCGUCCCGACAGACACAGAGCAAGCCCAACUUCCCGAAAGUCCGAGAAGCGAUGAAGAUGAAGAACUUGUGGUGGACAUCACCAAUCUGACACCACCACUCAUCAGCGACCCCGUGCCCCUGGGGUCACCCGGCCGGGCCGAGGCUGCUUACAGCCCCAUCAAACCCAUUAGUGCAGAGUUGAAGGAACCCUUCUUUGACAGGUGCCUAGGUUCGCCGGCCACGGCCGAGUCGUUCCCUCUCAGCACCCCGGUGUCCUCCAUCGAGCGGCUACUGAUGAACCACGCGGAGAUGACAUUCGACACGCCGGUUCAGCUCUACUCUACAUUCCAUCAGAACCUGAAACGCGCCAACACUGACAGCGAGCGCAAGAGCAAGCCACCAACGAAGAAACCUAAAGUGAUGAGGAAACUCAACUUCGAGGACGAGGUGACCACUUCACCGGUGUUAGGACUUAAGAUAAAGAAAGAGGGCCCAGAGACCAAGCUCACUUCGUCCUCGGGGAGGAAGAAGCCGUUAGGCGAGUUCAUUUGCCAGCUCUGUAAGGAGGAAUAUCAGGACCCCUUCUCCCUCGCACAGCACAAGUGCUCCCGGAUCGUGCGCAUCGAGUACCGCUGCCCCGAGUGCGACAAAGUUUUCAGCUGUCCCGCCAACUUGGCCUCGCACCGUCGCUGGCACAAGCCUCGCGCAGCCAACAACGGUGAGUCGCAAGGAGGCGGGAAGAAAUCAGCUAUGGACAGCCGUGGAAUGGAGAAGCUAUCCGCCGAGGAGAAAGAGAACGCGACCAAGCUGCGCCUGAACAAUCAGCACCACAACUCACUGGAUAGCGCCCAGUGCCACCGCAUAGCUGACACCGGCGCACAUGCCCAAGAGAUGCACAGAGAAAACCCGCCAUCGCUGCGACCGCAUUACCUGUCACCUGAGAAAUGCUUCGACCUGCACAUCAGAGCGGGCGACAAUGACAGCUUGUUGCACUGCGUUGAUAAGGGGGAGCCCGCGCCUGUGUCGUGUUUGCCAUCACCGGGCUGCGAGGAAGAGGUGUACGAGUGCUGCUACUGCGGUAAGAAGUUUCGAAGGCAAGCCUACCUGCGCAAACACCUGGCUGCACACGAGACAAUCAAACCUUCGCCGUACAGCCAGUACAUCAGUGAACAGAUCACCUUCCCGUGCCACCUCUGCGGGGCCCACUUCCCCUCCCUGGAGAUCCGGGACAAGCACAGGCUGUGGCACGCCGUGAGGGAGGACCUGUUCCUCAACCCCAUGAAAAGCGCCAGCGCGCUGGUCAGACCCGAGCUGACCCACGGCGACCAGCAGAUCUUCACGUGUAAACACUGCCCAUCCACCUUCUUCAGUUCCCCCGGGCUGACGAGGCAUAUCAACAAGUCUCACCCCACGGAGAGCCGGCAAGUCAUGCUGCUCCAGAUGGCAGUAAGACCAGGCUGCUAGCGUGGGGAAAAUGCUUUUAUGCGUGUCCUCUAGCAUACAUGAUUUAAAGACAUGGCACAUAUGGGACGCUCAUUGAUGAUGGCCAAGGAAAUCACGCUCAGCUCUGAAAUUAAUCAUUAAUCACUGCAGAGUAACAAUAAGCGUUUAAGCUUUGUUUUUUUUUAAAUCUAUUGUUAUUCAUUCACUAUGGAUUUGCGCAGCGUCAUUGACAUGUGUCAAGUCAAGCGUCUGUGUGUAAUGGACAGUUAAAUGCAGAAGCUUAAUUUGUAUCCUCAAGGGACCUACAGACCGAGACCCGGGAAGAUGGGCUAAUAUAAUCAAACUGCUCACACACAAGGCAAUUUACAUUCAUGCGAAAACAAACCUUAUGUUACAUGUAGCCUACUAAUCACUACAAUAAUAUGAUAUUC
Molecule: messenger RNA, 2088 nt
Organism: Engraulis encrasicolus (European anchovy)
Lineage: Eukaryota; Metazoa; Chordata; Actinopteri; Clupeiformes; Engraulidae
Product: insulinoma-associated protein 2
Exons: 1
Coding region: 44-1678 (544 amino acids)
Biological process (GO): neuron differentiation; regulation of cell cycle process; negative regulation of transcription by RNA polymerase II
Cellular component (GO): transcription repressor complex; nucleus
Molecular function (GO): RNA polymerase II cis-regulatory region sequence-specific DNA binding; DNA-binding transcription repressor activity, RNA polymerase II-specific
Source: RefSeq, a predicted model, not a curated record